This is a messenger RNA of Mollisia scopiformis, 822 nucleotides long. RefSeq lists its product as uncharacterized. The record is from RefSeq and is a predicted model, not a curated record. The transcript has a single exon. NCBI's taxonomy places the organism in Eukaryota, Fungi, Ascomycota, Leotiomycetes, Helotiales, Mollisiaceae. Bases 199 to 822 code for a protein of 207 amino acids.
CUCGUCAAUCUUGAAAUCAUUCGCUUCGAGUACACGACAACUACGUUUGGACAUCUUCUUCCACUUCGAAGGUCAGUAACCAUUUUUCUCUUACACGGAUUCCAGUCUACAGCGUGUCACUGACUUGACUUCUUCGGACAACAGAACACCAUCUCAAACGUCUCACAUUCGUAAUAUCGCGGUAUCACAACUUCCAAGAUGUCUCACUCCACGGAUGCAAGUCUUCCAAAAGUCGUGAGCGAGUUCUCGCUGAACAUCUCGGAUCCGAUCUUGAACAAAUCCAAUGCCGACCUUGAGAUGUCUGACACCAUUAGUCCAGCUGGCGGUGUUGCAGACGGAGAUUGCUCGGUUAUUGGCACAUCAGCGGUGGCUGGAGAGCAAGAAGAUCCUGCGAACAGAUAUGAAGGACCUUUGAAAGCUAGGCUUUAUGCCUUGGACUGCUACAAGGAUUUCAUUGAGAGGUCUGAGAAGUUAUGCUACGGAGAGUACGCCGAUAAGUUGAAGGCACACGUUCUUCUGAUGAGAGUUCAGUUGAAGCUCGGAUUCGAACAGUUGGAGAGUGAACAUCUCGUUCACAAGGACAUCGAGAAGGAGGUGAUUGAAUACUUUAGGCAAAGUAACGCGCCAACUGGAGAGCACACCGAUCCGCUUCUUUAUAAAAUGGUGAGCAGGCAGAUCGAGAAGCUUGAACUAUCAAAGCAGACAGCUGUUUCGCCUUCCGAAGGCAUCUCCCAGUUCUGGAACAUUUUCUACACUGGCCUUCCUGAUCCAAUGAAGUUGCCUCCGGCAAUAAGCGCCCGGGGAGACCGAAUGGAGGAAUGA